ACUAUGGCUGGUCGAGAGACACUACACCAUCAUUGAGUCUAGCGCUAAUUCUCAAGUCACUAAUUACCGCAACUACUGUCAUUACAAUGGUUUUCACUGGCACCACCUACGACCACUCCCACCAGUCAUAUGGUCAUUGCCUCUCCAGUCAGUCAAAUGUCCACAUUUGUGAAAGGGCUGAGAGCACUGCAGUAAUAGCUGGAGGAGUGGGUGGAGGAAUAAUACUCUGUCAGAUCCUUGUCAUUGCCAUAUUUUGCAUCUGCAACAGAUCAACAUACAGUAAGAAGGUGGAGACCCACAGUAACACAGCCUAUGGAGUGGUACCAGCAAUAAGAAGAGAGGAACCAGAAUAUGAAGUGAUUAAUCAGCCUCUGAAGCAAACAGCUGUUAAACUACCUCUGUCUCGAAAUGUUGCCACUGCAUCCACUGUGAUGUAA
Geodia barretti is the source of this 437-nucleotide messenger RNA. NCBI's taxonomy places the organism in Eukaryota, Metazoa, Porifera, Demospongiae, Tetractinellida, Geodiidae. The record is from the annotation of a GenBank genome assembly.